This is a messenger RNA of Daphnia pulicaria, 1140 nucleotides long. RefSeq names its product kinectin-like. The transcript has a single exon. NCBI's taxonomy places the organism in Eukaryota, Metazoa, Arthropoda, Branchiopoda, Diplostraca, Daphniidae. The record is from RefSeq and is a predicted model, not a curated record. Bases 1 to 1140 code for a protein of 379 amino acids.
AUGGAAUUCUUCAGUCGAAUGACCGAAUCACAAACUCGGCGUUCGGCUGCUAACCUGAAUAAAAUUAAACCUGACGCUGCAUGCACCAAACAGCAUGCACUUCCCCGACCUUUAAUUAACGAUGGAUUUUCGACUGCCAGCGGAGAAGACUUGAACAACCAAAGUUUUCUUCGUCUGAAGGCAAAAGUCGAUGAAAAGAACCAGAUUGUAUUGGAAAACCAACGUUUGGCGAAUGAGUUGAGUCUAGUUCAAUCCCAACUGACAGACUCCCAUUCCAAGUUACGACAAUUCCACAACAAGUUAGCAACUACCAAAAGCAAACUCGAAGAAAAGAAAAGUCUUAUUACUGACAUUACGGAGAAAAAUCUCCGCUUGACAAAUGAAAAUUCGCGACUUAAGCGAAAAACUGAAGACAGGGAUAGAAUUAUCGAAGACAGAGAUAGAAUUAUCGCAUCCAGUGCGAUUGAGAAAAAUCUGAUUGCAUUGGAUAAAGAACGUUUGGAGAAUGAGUUGAGUCUGCUUCAAUCACAACUGACAGACUCCUCAUCAAAGCUGCAAAUGUUUCAGAACGUACACGACGAGUUGGAAACUACCAAAUGCGAACUGGAAGAAAAGAAACAUGAAAUGACUGAGAUUAUAGGGGAAAAUCUCCAGUUGACAAACGAGAAUUCGGGGCUAUGGCGCAAAAUUGAAGCCAAGGAUAGAGUUAUUGCAUAUAAACGAGCGAAUUUGGAGAAACUACAAAAUAGCCUUGAAGAGAAAAAAUUGCACAAGGUGCACGAAGAACUGGCUUCGAGUCAACGUGCUCUGGUAUCCAAAAACAGAACAAUUACAAAACUUCAAGAGCAAAAUCGAGAAAGUCGAGUGGAAAUGGAGCAACUCCGGACUUGCCUAAGUGAACAACAAUUUGACACCUCGCAGUUGACCGUCGCUACAAGUGAGCUAGAGUCAAAAACUAGAAUCAUUACUGAACUCGAAGCGAAAAAUCUCAGUUUGGCCGAAAACGAUGGGCGGUUAAGGCGCAAAAUGGAAGACGACGAUCGUCUCCUUCAAUCCAGUCAGUCGGCUUUGCAACAAUUACAAGAUGAACUACUAGAAGAUGUGACAUCGUCUCAGUCCAUUUCAUAUGGAGUGACGUGA